Molecule: messenger RNA, 2060 nt
Organism: Harpia harpyja (harpy eagle)
Lineage: Eukaryota; Metazoa; Chordata; Aves; Accipitriformes; Accipitridae
Gene: ENHO
Product: energy homeostasis associated
Exons: 2
Coding region: 607-792 (61 amino acids)
Source: RefSeq, a predicted model, not a curated record
GGCACCGGCAGGGCCCGCCCCCUCCCGGUGCCGGCGGGAGGGAGCGGGCAGCGCGCGGGGCUGCGGCACCCACCGGGCGGGAUCGCGCCCGGGGUCCGCACCGGCACCGAGCGCCGCGGCCCCGCUCCGCACCGGGAACCCGCACCCCGCACCGGGGCCCGGCGCCGGCACACCGCUCCCCGCCGGGACCCCGGGCCGGGACCCCCUCCGGUCCCGGUCCCGGUCCCGGUCCCGGCAGCGCCUCCCGCCGCCCGCCGGCGGGGUCCCGGCGGUUCCCGGGGCGGAGCGGAGGCAGGUGGAGGAGGGAGGAGAGGGGUCCCCGUGUCCCCCCUGCUCUGCCGGAGGAGGGGAAGCCGGGAGAAAGCUCUGAUCAAUCCUUCCCAGCAGAGCGGUGAAGCUCAGGACACAGCUGUGAGCGGCCAAACUGCGACAGGGCCGUCCCGCUGCCUGGCUUGGCCCCAUCCCCAUCCCACUGCCAGCACCCCCACCGUCCCUUUUGUCCCCUGCCAAUGCCGGCAGGUGAAGGCUGCGCACUCAAUCGCUGCGCUGGCAUCCCAAGCGUGGGGCCGAGGUGCGGGACCCGCUUUUUCCCACGGGACAGUGGCGAUGGGGGCUGCUCUCUCCACCGGUGCGGUCGUGGCAAUUUCUUUUAACUGCGUCAUUGCGUUGCUUAUCCUCAUCCUCUUCCUCAUCCUCUGCAAGGCCUGCAGGACCCCCUCGUGCCCCAAGAAGAGCCCGGCUUCUGAUGUGGAUGAGGCAAGGAACGAAGAGAAGUACCUACUGCAGCCCUGAGCUGCCUGGGGACUUGGGUACCAGGCUGUGCUGAAGGAGUCGUGCCAGCCUGGAUGCCUGCACUGGGACUGGGGCACUGGACUGGGCACCACGAGAGCAGAGGGGACACCGAGCUGCUCGCAGGGGCCGUGACACGGGGCACAGCCCUUCACCUGCUUGGUUUUGGUGUGUGAAGUCCCUGCGGAUGCCCGCUGUCACCAUGGGGAUAGAGAGACAGCGGCCGCAGAUGUGCUACGGGGACAAUCCUGCCUGUCCCAGCAGCCAGCGAGCACAGCAGGAGCCCUGCCCACGAGUGCACCCCGUGUUCGGGGACAGCCCGUCGGCUCCUCCCUGGUGCUCAUGGCCCAGGCCAGCGGCCACCACGUCGCAGACCUGAGCAGGGCCAGCUGGGGGCUCAGAGAGGGGAGGCAGCGGGGCUAGCACAGGCACCUGUGCCUGAGUGGGCCGGCUGGUCCAUGGUGGGAUGUGCCCGGGUGGACCCCAGCAGCCCUAGCCCCCCUGGCAGAGCAGGGUGCUGCCGGUCCGAGUGUCUUUGGGGAUGACCCUGGGGUGCCAUGUGCCCCCAGCCUCAGGAGGGCAUUGGCACCCAUCUGCCCCAGCAGCCAGUUUAACGAGCCACAGGAGGGUCUGCAUGGUCUGUCCGUUCAUCCCUGGUCUGUCUGUCAAUCCUCUCCAGCAUUAUCACCAACACUGCUAGGCAAACAGCCCUCCUUGCUGGGGAUGUGUCCCUGCCUGCCUUCCUGCCUGCUCCCAGCUGAGGCCAGCCGGUGGGGUUUGACCUGUCCACAGACAGCAGAUGUGCCCUUGUUGACAUUCCCAUCCCUGCUGAGAGCAGCCUAGGAUGGCUUUUUGCUGGGAGAUAGGAGAUAUGGGGAUAUGAGUGUGGCUGGACAAACAGCAUUGAAGGGUCUACCAGCCCCAUCGCUCCCUGGGGACCACAGUGGCUCUGCGGGGAGGGAUGCUGGUGGUCUGGCUUGUCCCCAAGCCUGGCAGCUGUAUUCCCUCACCCUGCCUGCAAGUGCUGUGGGUUUUGGAGGGUUCUGCCCUGCCCAUCCUACAGCCAAGCAAUCGGCAAGGUCCAUGCUGGCACAGCUGCUGCAAUAAGGGGACAGAGGGGUGGGCUGUGCUGGGAGGGAUGCUGGCCAGGGUCCCUGCGCAGACUUGCCAGGCCUGGCAGAGCCUGUGGUCCCUCCCCUUGUCAGGUGUAGCUAACACAUCCCUUUGCAGCGUUGUUUUUACUAGACUAAUAAACCAAUCGUAGGACCCGA